This is a messenger RNA of Sebastes umbrosus (honeycomb rockfish), 2220 nucleotides long. It is a transcript of the gene lgals3a, whose product is annotated as lectin, galactoside binding soluble 3a. Gene Ontology annotation, molecular function: carbohydrate binding; laminin binding; IgE binding. The transcript is spliced from 6 exons. NCBI's taxonomy places the organism in Eukaryota, Metazoa, Chordata, Actinopteri, Perciformes, Sebastidae. Gene Ontology annotation, cellular component: immunological synapse; nucleus. The record is from RefSeq and is a predicted model, not a curated record. Gene Ontology annotation, biological process: negative regulation of extrinsic apoptotic signaling pathway; monocyte chemotaxis; positive regulation of calcium ion import. Bases 165 to 1349 code for a protein of 394 amino acids.
UCACGCCAGCGCGUUCACGCCCUUCCUUGAGUAGAGUUGUAGUUGUUGUAGCAGCAGCUUCAACGUUAGCUUGUAGUUCUAUCCCUCAGCAGGCUAAACCAGCUGGAGAAAUCACCACUGCUACUCACAUAUCAUCCGAGAGGAGUUCAUCUACAGGCGAGAUCAUGUCAGAUUUCUCGCUGUUAGAUGCUUUAGGAGACGACACCCAAGGCAAGGCAAAGAACAUAGGGAACACUAACCCGAUGGCCCCUGCUGGUAACCCUCCACCUCCUGCUAACCCGGGAUGGCCCGGUUCAGCCCCAGGAGCUCCCACCCAGCCCUCCGCUCCGGGUGACUAUGCUGGUGGAUCUUCUGGCCCAGGAGCGCCAGGGCAGUUCCCGUAUUCCUCUGGUCCUGGAGCACCAGGGCAAUACCCAGGACCUCCUUCAGCACAAUACCCAGGACCUCCUUCAGCACCUGGUGGGUUCCCCCCUGGUCCUGGGAUACCUGGACAAUACCCACCGGCACCAGGAGCCCCAGGGCAGUUCCCCUCCAGCCCCGGAGCCCCUGGGCAGUUCCCAGGGCAGCAGUACCCUGGGCAGUUCCCCGGGCAGUACCCACCUGAAGGAGCUCCAGGACAGCUCCCCGGAGGCCCUGUUUCUUACCCAACUGGACCAUUUCCUUCUGGCCCAGGAGCUCCACCUGGGCCUUAUCCAAAUGUGCCUUACCCAGGAAGUCAGCCAGGAGGAGGCAACGGGAUGUACGGACCAGGUGGUCCAGGUGCAUUCCCCCCUCCAGCUGGCCCUGGUUCUUUCCCUGCCUACCCUUCUGGAGGCUUUCCCCCAAUGCCCACUGGGUCAUGGGGACCACCUGGAGGUGGAGGCUUCCCUCCUGCCCCUGGCCCCUUUGGUCCUGGCCCUGGGCCUAUGGGUCCGUACGGUGGGCCUGCCGCUCCAGGAGGCAUGAUGAUGGUGCCGUAUGAUCUCCCACUUCAUGCUGGACUUAUGCCACGACUUGUAAUCACAAUAGAUGGGGAGCCCGUUCCUGGUGCAGACAGGUUCCAAAUUGACUUCAUCAAAGGUCCAGACGUCGUCUUUCACUUAAAUCCUCGAUUUCGUGACCAAACAAUUGUCAGAAACUCCAACCUAGGUGGAUGUUGGGGGCCAGAGGAGCGGGAAGGAGGCUUCCCAUUUGUUCCUGGACAGCGUUUUGAGCUGAAGAUCCUCGUGGAGGAGGACUCGUUUAGAGUGGCGGUGGACGGCUCCCAUCUGCUGGAGUACGAGCACAGAGUCGGCGGGCUGGAGGAAGUGACCCUGCUGCGAGUGACCGGAGACGUCAUCCUCCACAACGUAGCGCCCAACAUGAUCUGAGUCUCAGAGCUACUAAACCACACGCUGUACAGGAGACCUGGGUCACACUAUUUGAAAUCUUUUCAAAUACCUUGAUGGGAGUUUUUGAGGCACAAAAAGUCAGCGAAGUGCAAUCUUUGCCCAUCCGGCACUUCGUCAUAUAUUACAGAACAGAUGGAAGAUUAACACAAGUCUGCACACUAUAAUCCUUUUUCUUUAUUUUGCUGGAUGAUAUCUCUCUUUUUUUUGCCACUCACAAUCCAAUAUAUUUUAUGACAUAACAAGUAGUGAAUGAGCUAAAGUGCAUCUAAAACAGGCAUUUUAAGGAAAUACUAAUUUAUACUUAAUGAAGAUUGUAGGCCAAGUGGAACAUAUUUUCCUCUAGUAUGCUGUAUUUUGUUUACAGUACGUGUAUGUUUAUUAUCCUGUUCUUUCUAUCAAGAUCUUGAUAAGCCUUUGUAACGCAUGAGAGUGUGAUGCUGAAAAUCAACCCGUUAAAACCCCCACAAUACUCGCUGGCCGUUUAACACUCAGAAGGCUAAUGAUGAAGUUUCUUCAAAUGUAUUUAUAUACCGACUUUGAGCUUCAGUAUUAAUCCUCCUGAGCUCUCAGACUGGAGGGCUACGUAAUGUUUUACGACUUAUGAUUUCAUGUUGAAGUCAAAUGGCAAAAAAAAAGGUGAGGCUCAAAUUAAAGUAAAACGUCAGAAAGUGGAGGGAUGGGGUCUCUGAUUUGUUGCCAAAGAUAACAGUAGUACAAUAUUUUGAGAUGAAAUGCUUAGAAAUAAAGGGCAACAAACUGAUAAUGACUGAUAAUGCUGUUUGAUUCAUAAUAUUGUACACGUUUCAUGAGCUGCCUGCCUGUGCACAUAAUAAAUACUAGUUUCCCUGUU